Messenger RNA from Adineta ricciae, 239 nucleotides. The record is from the annotation of a GenBank genome assembly. Lineage: Eukaryota; Metazoa; Rotifera; Eurotatoria; Adinetida; Adinetidae.
AUGGAACUGAAACAAAAACAUGAACAACAAAAUCAACAUACACUAUUUAUUUCAUGUCCAAAAUCGAUAGAUCAUAAACAACUAGCUGAUUAUAAAAAACGCAUCAUAGAGUGGUGGAAGAAAUAUUAUGGUAAUGAACCACAAACAAAACAUAUUCAGAUCAAAUGGGUAGAAUCAACAUCGAAGAAUCUCACCAAUUGUGAUAUUCUCGUUAAUAAACGACCACCUAUUCAUCUUUU